Molecule: messenger RNA, 1440 nt
Organism: Rana temporaria (common frog)
Lineage: Eukaryota; Metazoa; Chordata; Amphibia; Anura; Ranidae
Product: olfactory receptor 493-like
Exons: 3
Coding region: 1-1440 (479 amino acids)
Biological process (GO): G protein-coupled receptor signaling pathway
Cellular component (GO): membrane
Molecular function (GO): G protein-coupled receptor activity; olfactory receptor activity
Source: RefSeq, a predicted model, not a curated record
AUGGGUUUUCAUCAGAGAUCAUUAGAAAAUAAAAUCACACAAGAAGGUAAUGUCACCACAUUCUUAUUUUUGGGAUUUAACAACAAUGCCGUAUAUAAUCUUCUGCUCUUCACCUUGGUCCUUAUUAUAUACAUUGUGACAAUAUGUGGAAAUCUUUUGAUCAUCAUGUUGGUAUAUUACAGCAAGACCCUUCAUUCCCCCAUGUACUUCUUCCUCUCCCAACUCUCUGUAUCUGACAUCAUGCUGAUCACAGAUAUUGCUCCUAACGUGUUACAUAUUGUUCUACAUGAGAGGACCUCCUUAUCCUUUUCUGGUUGUAUCACUCAAUUUUAUGUCUUUAGCACAACAGAAACAUUUGAAUGUUUCCUUCUGACAGUGAUGUCCUAUGACCGCUAUCUAGCCAUCUGCUCUCCUCUGCAUUAUACCUCCAUUAUGAAACAAACACUUUGCAUUCAACUAGUUCUUGCGUCCUGGAUUGUCAGCUGUUCGAUGACAUCAAUAUCAACAUUUGGCAUAAGUCAACUAGAAUUCUGUGGACCAAAUGUUAUUGACCAAAUAUUUUGUGAUUUCAAUCCUCUUGUGGAACUUUCCUGCUCAGAUACAUCCAGAGUUCAAAUGGAAGUUACCGUGUUGUGUGUCCCUGUGCUAAUAUUACCCUUCCUAGUGAUAGUGGUUUCCUAUACUUACAUUGUUUUAACAAUAUUAAAGAUAUCCUCCUUUUCAGGAAGACUGAAAUCAUUUUCCACUUGUAGCUCCCAUCUCACCGUUGUGUUUAUAUUUUAUGGAACCCUAAUUGCUGCAUAUUUGAUUCCAAAGAAAGGACAAUCACAAAUGAUCAGUAAGAUAAUGUCCUUGUUGUAUACAGUGUUUACUCCCUUUGUAAACCCUUUCAUAUACAGCUUGAGGAAUAAAGAGAUCAAGGACAGUUUAAAGACGCUGUAUAAAAAAAAAAAGGGUUUUUAUCCAAAACCUUUGCACCCAGAGGAUAGCCCCUGUGCAAACCUGGACAAUCUGUAUGGGGUAAAAUACAGUCGGGCGUGGCCUGGCGAGCAGCGUGGAUGGACGCUGAGUGAAGGAGCUCCGGUCCUAGUGUUGGAACAGGCACUGAAAAUACCGUCUUUUCUGCGGAAUAUGAGCACACGCAUCAAGAAGGGGACCCCUAACAGGCAACUAAGGUCGAUGGGCACCCCCAAAGGGAAAACCACCCCAGCCAGCCUGAACAAAUACCGCUUUAACGGCAACCACCUGAAAGCCAAGAUGGCGCUGGCUCAUGAUCCGGAGAGGAGAGAAGACAUGGAGGAUGAUGAGGUCUCUCUCCCUGCCUCCGAGGACUCUAACAGAGACAAUGCUCCUCCUGAUUGCCCUCUAAACUAUACCACUAUGAUGGAGAUUGCAGCAGACAUCAAGAAUUCGUUCUCCGUCGCCAUAACGGACAAUUAA